AUGCAGGAAAGAGAUACAAUAUAUUUUACACUUUCAUUGCCUCUUUUCUCGACUCUUAUUCUUGUCUUUUGCUGUCAUUUACUUGGUCCCAGGGGUCCGAUUGGACCUCGUGGCGAGCAAGGCCUCCCGGGACUGAGGACAGAAGAGAGCCGGCUUUCCGGCGGUCCAGGCGAGACGGGCUCCGUCGGCGAGCCCGGGCCGAUCGGUGACCCAGGGCCUCCGGGCAUGCCGGGUGCCGUGGGAUCCGACGGCUCACCCGGCGACCCUGGCGACCAGGGCGAAACGGGUAGUCCAGGCGACACCGGAGCGCCUGGGUCAGACGGUGCGCAGGGCGAAGACGGUGACGCCGGUGUGAACGGAGAGCCUGGCGAGACGGGUCCUCCGGGACCGAUCGGGGUCUCGGGU
Molecule: messenger RNA, 405 nt
Organism: Protopolystoma xenopodis
Lineage: Eukaryota; Metazoa; Platyhelminthes; Monogenea; Polystomatidea; Polystomatidae
Source: the annotation of a GenBank genome assembly